UUUGCUUUGCUUGCUUUGCUUCUGAUCUGUUGAUUUUUUUCUUUUCCUCCUGUAAUCGGAAACAAUGCCUAUAGAAGGGAUCUUUCUCUCUGCCUCAGUCAAAUUGCUGUUUGAGAAGAUGUCCUCUUUUGUGUCCUCCAAAUUACCCACCUUUGAAGGUAUUGGUACCCAGCUGAGCAAUUGGACCAAUAUGCUGCGCCAAAUUGAAGCUCUUCUAGUUGACGCGGAGGAGAAGCAACUGACCGAUCGAGCCGUGAACCUGUGGCUCGACGAUCUCCAGGAUCUGGCAUAUGAUUUGGAUGAUUUAGUGGAUGAGUUCGCCACCGAAGCUUUGCGACAGAGUCUCAAGGCAAAGCCGCCCCAAGCUAGUUCCAGCAAGGUAUGGAAUCCCAUUCCUAAUUUCAAGCCAAGAGAUGUUGUGUUUAAUUUCAAAAUGAGGUCCAAGAUUGAGGAGAUCACUACCAGAUUACGCACUAGUUUUGAACAAUGUUCGAAACUUAAUUUGGUUAAGAUUGUUGGAACCACCACACCUACUAAGACUUGGCAAAGACCAGAGUCUACGUCGUUAUUAAAAGAACCUCGCGUUUAUGGAAGAGAAAAGGAUCAAAGAAAGAUAAUUGAGUUGCUCGUAGGUGGGGGUGAAUCAAGUCGUAACAAAGUUGACGUAAUUCCCAUUGUGGGUAUGGGUGGGAUUGGCAAGACCACCCUGGCUCAGAUGGUAUACAAUGAUGAAACCGUGAAGAAGCAUUUCGAUCUGAAAGCCUGGGUUUGUGUGUCAGAUGAGUUUGACAUUAUGAAAAUAACAAAAGCAAUUUAUGAUUCAGUCACUUCCCAGACAUGUAGUUCUGAUAACUUGGAUCAAGCUCAAGUUCAACUAAAGCAGGCUUUGGCCGGAAAGAAGUUCUUUAUUGUUUUAGAUGAUGUCUGGAACAAAAAAUACAAUGACUGGAAUGAUUUGAACAGCCCUUUCAAGGAUGGAGCUCAAGGAAGUAAAGUCGUGGUGACUACACGUAGCAGAGACGUUGCAAGAAUGAUGGCAACUGUUGAACUUCAUGACGUUGAGAUCCUAUCAGAUGAAGAUUGUUGGUCAUUGUUUGCACAACAUGCCUUUGAGAAUAGAAGUAUUGAUGCAAAUCCAAAUUUGGUAUCAAUAGGUAAGGAAAUUGUGGAGAAAUGCAAAGGUUUGCCUCUGGCUGCUAAGACACUCAGUGGCCUUUUACGUUGCAAAGAACGAGAUGAGGAAUGGGUAGAUGUAUUGUGUAGUAAAAUAUGGGAACUAUCACACGAAGAAAGUGACAUCCUUCCAGCUUUGAGAUUAAGUUACCAUCAUCUCCCUUCGCAUUUGAAGCAGUGUUUUGCAUACUGCUCAAUAAUACCCAACGACUAUGAAUUCGAGGAAGAGGAGAUAGUCUUGUUGUGGAUGGCAGAGGGUUUCAUUCUGCAAAAAAGAGAGAAACAAAUGGAAGAUGUAGGAGGUGAGUACUUUCGGGAAUUGUUGUCAAGGUCUUUUUUCCAACCAUCAAGUACCGGUAAAAGCUCUAAAUUUGUGAUGCAUGACCUCAUCAAUGAUUUGGCUCAAGUAGUUGCAAGAGAAACUUGUUUUAGAUUGGAGGAUAUAUUGAAAUAUCCGAAGCAGUGCAAGAAUAUAAAGAAAGCUCGACAUUCAUCUUAUAUGCGGGAGCAAUAUGAGGGUACGAAAAAAUUUGAGAUCUUUGACAAAGCCAUACAUUUACGGACCUUCUUACCAUUUAAUGCACUAUAUAUUUGGAAAUGUCAUUUGGCAAGCAAUGUUUCCCUUAAUCUAUUGCCAAAGCUAAGACGCUUGAGGGUGCUCAAUAUGAGUAGAUAUUACAUCACAGAAGUUCCAAAUUCAGUUGGAGAUUUGAAACAUCUGCGGUAUCUUAACCUAUCCCACACCAACGUUGAAGAAUUACCUAAAUCAUUAGGCUCUCUUUACAAUCUACAAACAUUGAUGUUAAGAGGAUGUGAAAAAUUGAAAAAGUUGCCAACAGACUUGGGAAACCUAAUUGACCUACGUCAUCUCGAUAUUACAAAUGCACAUCACUUAGAAGAAAUGCCACUGGGAAUAGGUAAGUUGGCUAGUCUUCAAACACUAUCCAAUUUUAUUCUUACUAAAAACAGUGGGCAUCGGUUAAAAGAGUUGGGAAACUUAAUUUAUCUUCGGGGGAGGCUUUGCCUAUCUGGGUUACAGAACGUGGUGGUUCCAUUAGAUGCAAGGGAGGCGAAUUUAAUUGAUAAGGAGGGGUUAGAUGUGUUAUCAAUGGAAUGGAGUGUUAACUCAGAUGAUUCACGAGAUGGAAGAGUUGAAACAGAAGUGCUUGACAUGCUACAACCUCACAAAGAUUUAAAAGAGCUCCAUAUCAAAGGCUACCUUGGUGCAGGAUUUCCGACUUGGAUAGGAGAUCCUCUGUUCUCCAAUAUGACUGACCUAAGUUUAGAUAAUUGUGGAAACUGUGCAUCCUUGCCACCACUAGGACAACUACCCUCCCUCAAAAAGCUUUACAUUAAAGGAAUGAGUGUACUAAAGCAUGUCGGUCGUGAGUUUUAUGGGCAGGGUGGUGCAAAACCCUUUCAAUUACUAGAGACUCUAAGCUUUAAGGAUAUGCUGGAAUGGGAGUAUUGGUAUACUUUUGAAGAUGAUAAGGAAGUUGAACCAUUUACUCAUGUUCGUGAGCUCUCCAUCGAAAAUUGUCCUAAACUUGUUGGAAUGUUACCAAGUUAUCUACCUUGUUUGAAUAAUCUAAAGAUUAAGAAGUGCUCGCAAUUGCUAGUUGAAGUUUCCAAGGUUGUCCACCCGUCACUCACCUCUAUAGCUAUGAAUGACGUUCCUCUAACAAGCCUUCAAGCAGUCCUUGAGAUGAGGAGCAUGGUUGAUGACGAACUGAUAUCAGCAAAUGCAAAGUCUAAGCAUCCGAGUUCAAUAACUUCCUUGAGCAUUGGGAUGAUUAAGAAACUCGAGCUCUUGCCGAAAUGGGUUACUCAUCGGCUGAUGGAACUCGAAGCAUUGGAGAUCACAAGCUGUGAAGAACUCAAGACAUUGUGGAAGAAAGAGGAGAGAGUGCAACACAGUCUGAGUCUCCCUGCAUUCCGGCAUUUGAAAAUUAAAGGCUGCCCCCAGCUUGUUUCUUUGUUUGAAGAAGAUGAGGAUGAAGACAACAAAGGGCAACAUGAGCAGCAGCAGCAGCAGCAGCAACAAGAGGGACUCCCCUGCAUAGUGAGGAGGCUUGAGCAUCUAACAAUAGAUAAUUGUGAAAAGCUGGAGAAACUGCCACGGCUGCUACAUAGCUUCACUUUUCUUGGAGAGUUGUAUGUCUAUAAGUGUCCGAGUCUCAGCUCUUUUCCGGAGACAGGUUUUCUGUGCACGCUGAAAACACUCAGGAUAGAUGAUUGUGAGGCUCUGCAAUCCUUAUUCGGGUGUUUAACACAGAUUAAUGACAGUAAUCUUCAAGUGUUAGCUGUUCGUGAUUGUCCAUCCCUCACAUGCUUGAUAUCGUGCAGAGGUGGGGGGCUACCACCCACACUCAAACAGCUUCAGAUUACGAGGUGUAAAAAGUUGGAGGCACUGCUAGUAGUAGAUGAGGGGAUGGAAAUUACCUGUCCAUCUCUUGAGAUUGUUUUGAUCAUGGAUUGUGAUAGGCUCAAAUACUUGCCAGAUGCCCUUCCUAAUAAUAAUAAUAAUCUCAGGAAUCUCAGUGGAUUGUACUUGAAAGGGUGUAAGAAUUUGGAGUACAUUCCGGAAGGAUGGUUCCACUCCGCAACAAAUCUGGCACAUUUGGAUAUCAGGGAAUGCAAAAAACUCAAGGCCCUACCACACGGAUUGCAGAGCAUCAAAUACCUCACUUCUCUUCAAUCGCUGUAUAUGAAUAUUUCACAAUGGAACAACAACUUCAAGAAGAUUGGUUUGCGCAGUUUAUCCUCUCUUAGAAUACUGUCGAUUUCAGGCGCAAUUAGCGUGGCAGAGGAUGAAGAAGAAGAAGGUGUAGCGGGGUCCAGCUUUCCGAUAGAUGGGAAGUUGCUGCCCACCUCUCUGAUCGAUUUUCAUAUCGGGGGUUUCCGAAAUCUAGAGAAGCUAUCUUCUAAGUUGUUUCAAAACCUCGCCUCUCUUGAAUAUCUUGAAAUCUGGGGUUGCCCUAGGCUCAAAUCUUUACCAGUGCAAAGGCUGCCUCCCUCACUUAAGAGAUUGGGGAUCGGUGGAAGUCGGAAACUAACAAGGAAGUGUGAAAAGGGGAAAGGCAAGUAUUGGCCCCACUUAGCUCACAUACCUGAUGUCGAUGUUUGUUGAUGAGAUUCCCACCGCAGUUUUACAAGCACUCAAAUUGCCAGUUGUUGCCUAUAUAGUGAACGGGGAAAGUCAGAUUGAAAGUGAUUAAGCUGGUACAAAUUCUUGUUGAAGGGAGAAUUUUUUGGCCAGGCAAAUGAGGGUGAUGUUAAAAAAAAAAGAAGAAGAAAGAGAAUGAAAUGCUAUGAUAAAUGUGCUUUCAAGGAUUUGAAUACAAAGAAAGGCUUCUUCCGAUAGAUUUCCUCGUCUGCUUUUAUUUCCGAGGCAACCACAACAAAUGGAAGAGUUCUCAUUUCUUUCCAACUUGGUGCAUUUGUCCCUGGAUAUCCUGUCCAUCCAGUGAUUGUUCGCUAUCCCCAUGUACACUUUGACCAAUUCUGGGGCAAUAUAGCUUUGGGAAAGCUUAUGUUUAAAACAUUCAUAGUUUCACAAUUUCAUGGAGGUAUGUUGAGUGAUUUUUUAUUUAUCUAUAGUUGCAUAUAGUGAAAAUGUAGUGAGCUUGGCUUCCCCCACUAUUUUUGUUUGUAAAAUUUUUGGGUAGUAUGUUGUAUGAGGUGGCAAUUCAUAUAUAUAGGUUGUUAUAGUGAUUCCCCAAUUUGCUAUUUUUCUUUUGAUAACUAACUCUCUCUCGCAGAUCAUCAAUACUGAUUAUUCAUCAGCUUAAAUGUACAUGCAUUUAUAUGAUGUAUCCUU
Camellia sinensis is the source of this 4993-nucleotide messenger RNA. The record is from RefSeq and is a predicted model, not a curated record. NCBI's taxonomy places the organism in Eukaryota, Viridiplantae, Streptophyta, Magnoliopsida, Ericales, Theaceae.